This is a messenger RNA of Oryzias melastigma (Indian medaka), 2316 nucleotides long. It is a transcript of the gene znf395b, whose product is annotated as zinc finger protein 395b. NCBI's taxonomy places the organism in Eukaryota, Metazoa, Chordata, Actinopteri, Beloniformes, Adrianichthyidae. Gene Ontology annotation, molecular function: RNA polymerase II cis-regulatory region sequence-specific DNA binding; DNA-binding transcription factor activity. Gene Ontology annotation, biological process: regulation of transcription by RNA polymerase II. Bases 351 to 1640 code for a protein of 429 amino acids. The transcript is spliced from 10 exons. Gene Ontology annotation, cellular component: nucleus. The record is from RefSeq and is a predicted model, not a curated record.
GCCUGCUUUAGACCGACAGACCGACCGACAGGCAGACAGGCGGGCAGAUGAUGCUGCUGCUGCUGUUCUUGUAACCCCUCACCUAGAUCAUCCUUUUGUGCGCGGCGCGCUGCAGGCUCAUAUCUCUGCGCUCUGCCCAGCUGUCACCCCCGGCAUUGGUCCGCCGUGCGCAGACACGUAGCCGCGUCGUCGACCAACCCCCCUUUUUUUUCUUCCUCCGGCAGAUUUGGAGAACCGGCGAGCGGCGGGACAGCCAGCGACGACCGGCGGCUGCAAUACUGACCGCCCCGGUAGCACGGAGCCCUCCUCAGCCAGAAGGAGUGUGAUCCUUCACAGCGUGCAGCAGCAUCAUGGCAGCUAUGGGACCAGAGGACAGAGCUGGAGCAGAGCCAGCCGGGACGGCUGCCUGUCCGUUUGGCCGACACGUUUCUGCAGCAACACACGCCAGUGAAGGACCAGACGGGCAGAAGAGCCUGGUGCUAACCCAAAGAUGUGUCCAGGCGGAGAGCUUCCAUCGCAAGAGCAAAGCAACAGGCCAGGCUGCUCCCUUUCACAGUGCUGGAUCUUCUGUACUCUUUGGCGGCGUGGGAGGAACGGCAGAAGUUCAGAACAGCUUCCGGAGUCCGGAGUCGGUAGAGAUGGACGAGAUCAUGGCAGCCAUGGUUCUAACCAGUUUGUCCUGCAGCCCCGUGAUCCAGAGCCCUCCACAAACAGAUCCUGGACCAGCUGGCUCGUCCUCGUCAGUGGAUAUGGAAAGCGCUGGCGGUGAACUGUCGGACAGCGGCAGCAGCGGCUACUGGAGCUGGGACCACGGCAACGGGAGUCCGGCGCCGUCACCGUCCGUCACCGAGAUGGACAGCAGCCCGGACGAAGGUCUACAGUUGGAGCUGGAGCAGGCGGAGGAGCACACGGCCAAGAGGGCGAAGAACUCCUUUAGAAGUGUGUAUAAGUGUCUGUGGCCCAGCUGUGGAAAAGUGCUCACGUCUUCCGUCGGAAUAAAAAGGCACAUCCGUGUGAUGCAUCUGGGCAGUGGGUCAGACCAGUCCCAGAGGGAAGAGGACUUCUACUACACAAAGAUCUGCUGUGAGACGUUGGAGGCCGGCUCCGCUCCACCUCCUGCCCAGCAGGCUCUGGGCCAGCCCUUCUCAUCCGCUCAUCUCAGCUGGGCCCCUUGUGGUUCUCCUCCAAGCUCAGACCUCCAGAUGCCCCCGACUCCCCGGCCAAGGUCCAACUCCAGCUCUGGACCUGGACCGAGCAGGCCCAGUCCGCUCAGCCAGUCGGCCCCCAGCAGCUUCUGGCAGAUCCACUCUGAGCAUCUAUAUCAGGCUUGCAGUCCAGUCCAGGUAUCCGGGGCUCCCAGAAGCCCUUGCAGCCAAGCUUGGACCCCCUCCACAUCUGUCUCCGGCCACAGUAGCACUCAGAUGGUGAAGCCUCGCUGUCGGUCUGUCAGCGUUGGGGAGCAGUGGCUCCAGCAGAACCGGCUGCAGCCCAUCAGCGCGUCGCCCUCCCGCACGCACUGCACCUUCAGGAAAGGUCGUGGUGAGGCCAAGAAAUGCCGCAAGGUGUACGGCGUGGAGCGUAAGGACCAGUGGUGCACGGCCUGCCGCUGGAAAAAGGCGUGCCAGCGCUUCCCGGACUAAACCACUUCAGGGAAGGAGAGACAGUCGGAUGAAACAGAGACUUUUAUCAGAAAGAGAAUAUAAAGGAGGCCAGGAAAACAAGCUCUUCUUAUUGUGUGUGUGGUCAUUUUGAUUUUUUAUUUUUCUCCUCCCUGGUUUAUUUUUGGGUCCUAAAAGGAAUGCAAAUAGACUUUUGUGUAUCUUUGUAACUUGAUCCUGAAAACCUGAAGUCUGCGAUGGUGCUGUCCGACUGCCUUUGACCAUGUGAUUUGUUAAGCCGCCUCCUACUUUAUCCAAAGGUUAUCCUUCUGCCCCCGUAGCUCCACUGUACUAGACUGAGUUGUUUCCUCUUAUUCCAAUCUUCCAGUGUUUACACAGUGGUUAUGAUGUGCAUUAUAUUGUGCGCUUUGAGUUAAGUACGAGUAUUUUAUACCCUUUUUUUUUAAUCGUCUUUGUUUAUACUUUUAUGUUUUUUGGCACUUUGUUGUUAUACUAACUCACAAGAAUAAGCUAAAUUUGGUUUGACUCAACCAAGUUCCUUCCAUGAGACUGAUUCCCUUCCCGCCCGUGUUUUAGCAAACAACCAAAUGGAUUUUUUUCUGUGAAAGCUGUGCGAUGAGCAUAAUGGGAAGGAGUUUGUAUUAGAGGAAAUAUAUUGUUCAAACACAAUAAAAUAAAAAAGGCACUGACAAUUUCA